This is a messenger RNA of Rhipicephalus microplus (southern cattle tick), 950 nucleotides long. RefSeq lists its product as uncharacterized. Lineage: Eukaryota; Metazoa; Arthropoda; Arachnida; Ixodida; Ixodidae. The record is from RefSeq and is a predicted model, not a curated record.
GGUGGAAACUGCCCAGAAAAGAAAACGAGAAAGCGCGUCAAAAAGCGGCUAGCAUUGGGUUUCGGUGGUGGAACGAGGGAGUUCUAUGUCUGGCGUAUACCCCGUUCGAAAGGAAAGGUUGUCAGGAUGGGACCGUCACGUGUGCGACUCAAGAGUGAAGUGGAGCCGUACGUUCUUGGAAGGAUAUAACUACCGGAUUUUUUUGAAGGCUCUCCUGUUUGGCUUCGCCGGAAAGCUUGUACCGAAAUCUUGCAUCGACAUUUCCACGAGUCUGCCUACUGACACGUGUACUAAAGUGGCUACCGUAUACCAACUGGAUUAUGGCUCCCUUCCGUUCUUCGUAGAAAUACGGACGACGGCGCCAUCUACUGUGACUACGUCAUCUCAACGGCCUAUAAAAGAUCGCCUCCAGAGCUACAGCUUCAGUGGGUACGGCGGACCGGGCAGAGGCAUGUGGUCACGGAACCCCCUUCUUUGCUUCGUGCAGUUUAUCGACCUCCAGAUGCACCGUCCCAAUUUCUGCAUGAUCUAUGUGACCACCUACGGCCUUUUUCAAGUAAUGAAGUAAUCAUUGCAGGUGACUUUAACUUACCUUCUGUUGACUGGCACUAUCCAUUUUCAAAUACUGGUCGAUGUACGGAUGCUGGACCUUUGCUUGAUAUUAUGCUAAACUUGGAUGUGCAACAAGUGGUAACAGAGCUUACGCGAGUUUGUGAUGCAUCCUCUUCAAUCCUAGAUCUUGUUUUUGUUGCUAGGUCUAUUGAAGAAUUUUCAGUGUCUGUGAAUCCCGGUAUUUCCGAUCAUUCUAUGGUGUUGUUAUCGUAUAACAUUGAUAAACCCUGUAAUGCGCCCCCCGAAAUAGCUUUUGUUAACUUUUCUCGUGCCAGGGAUGAGGGCGUUCUGGAUCAUCUUGAGAUUGUGUUUAGCAAUUUUCAAAGUUCGGAUGUUGA